UUAAAUUAUGCCAUAGACCUUGAACCGGUAUCCAGUUGUGUCUUAGACCUGUUCACGGCAGCAAGUAACAGUAAAUUAUUUAUUUAACAAUGACAUGUAAUUGCGCCAAUACAAAAUCUGGUAAAUCGUAUUUCGUAGGUGUAGAUGUAGGUACCGGUAGUGUCAGAGCAGCUCUUGUAACAGAAUUCGGAGAAAUCGUCAAAUCAGCUGACCAAACUACGAAAACUUGGAAUUUUCAACCUGAUUUUUAUGAGCAAUCCACGGAGGAUAUUUGGAAUGCUGUUAUCAGCUGCGUGAAGACUGUAAUUAAAGAUGUCAGCCCUGAUACAAUAAAAGGAAUUGGAUUCGAUGCUACUUGUUCGUUGGCAUGUUUUGAUAAAAAUGGUUCACCUUUGUCUGUCAGUCCUACUGGUAAUAACGAACAAAAUAUAAUUUUGUGGCUAGACCAUAGAGCUGUCAAAGAAGCUGAAGAAAUUAACAAUUUAAAUCAUCCCGUUCUUCAAUAUGUCGGUGGAAAAAUAUCACCGGAAAUGGAAACGCCUAAAUUACUUUGGUUAAAAAGAAAUCUACAAAAAGAAUGUUGGGAUAAGGCUGGUUAUUUUUUUGAUUUACCCGAUUUUUUAACAUGGAGAGCUACAGGAGUGGAUUCUAGAUCAUCUUGUUCUUUGGUAUGUAAAUGGACCUACGAGAUGUCUAUAGACGGUACCGAAAAUUGGAAUCUUUCGUAUUUUAAACAAAUCGGUUUGGAAGAUUUAGCUGAAAACAAUUGGCAAAAAAUUGGUAGCGUUGUUCUUCCUCCAGGGUCAGCAGUAGGAAAAGGAAUAUCCCAAAAAACGGCUGAAGAGCUUGGUCUCUUAGCUGGAACUCCUGUUGGUGCAUCUAUGAUUGAUGCACAUGCUGGUGGUCUUGGUUUGAUAGGCUGCAGAGUUACAGGAGUUGAUCCUGCUUUUCAUACCAGAGUUGGACUUAUUUGUGGAACAUCUACGUGCCAUAUGGCGGUUUCAAAGGAAGCAACUUUCACUCCAGGAAUUUGGGGUCCUUAUAAAAAUGCUAUGAUACCAGGUAUGUGGUUGAACGAGGGAGGUCAAAGUGCAACUGGAAAACUGAUAGAUCAUAUUAUAGACACUCAUCCUGCAACAGAAAAAAUUAAAGAAAAAAUUGGCGAUAUGCAUAUCCAACAAUAUUUGAGUAAUAUUUUAGAAGAAAUGUCAGGAAAACGAAACCUUAAGUCAGUAGCUCUUCUUACUAAAGAUUUACACGUUUGGCCAGAUUUUCAUGGAAAUAGAUCUCCAAUUGCGGAUCCAUCUUUAAAAGGAAUUAUAUGUGGACUUACACUUGCAGCCGAUGAAGAAAAUUUAGCAUUACUUUAUUUGGCUACUGUACAAGCAUUGUCAUAUGGAACACGUCAUAUUAUUGAUACACUCAAACAAUCGGGUUAUAAUGAAAUUAAAUCGACACUCAUAUGUGGAGGCCUCAGCAAAAAUCCAAUUUUUACACAAAGCCAAGCUGACGUUUGUAACCUUCCCACUGUAUGUCCUAAUGAAAUAGAAUCAGUACUCCUUGGUGCCGCUAUCUUAGGAGCUUGUGCUGCAGGUCAUUUUAAAGAUAUGACAUCUGCUAUACAAAGUAUGGGAGGAGAAGGACAAGUUGUCGAACCAAAUAAGGACGUUAUAGAUUUUCACAAUAAAAAGUAUGAAGUGUUUUUAAAAAUGUAUGAUGAUCAAAUUAAUUACAGAGAUAUUAUGAAAUCCGCUCAAUUCUGAAUAAAUUAUAUCACAUAAUUGU
Messenger RNA from Diorhabda sublineata, 1785 nucleotides. Its product is annotated as FGGY carbohydrate kinase domain-containing protein. Gene Ontology annotation, biological process: carbohydrate metabolic process. The coding region runs from base 90 to 1763 and encodes 557 amino acids. The record is from RefSeq and is a predicted model, not a curated record. Gene Ontology annotation, molecular function: kinase activity; phosphotransferase activity, alcohol group as acceptor. NCBI's taxonomy places the organism in Eukaryota, Metazoa, Arthropoda, Insecta, Coleoptera, Chrysomelidae. The transcript is spliced from 9 exons.